AUAAUGCGGCGUUUUACACCUCGCUCUUUUGAUCUGAUUUCACGCGUUUUAUUUUUGUCGCUAAAAAAAUUGGGAUCUGCAGAAUAUGGCGCCCUGUCCUUAUAAAAAUAAGACAGGCUGCCAUUUUUGUUUUCCUUUUGUCUGCAAUUUUUAAUAAAACUGUCUGAGAAUGUGGGAGAGGCAGACACCGGGGACCCGGGCUUUCAGAAGCCACGAAACGCGUCCGUUCGCGUUAUUUUGCGAGCGUUUUUAAUUUGAUGCUUGAUCAAAGGCGACGUGCUUUAAUUGAGAAUGAUUUCAAGGAUGCAGAUAGAAUAAAAGAAAAAGUUGAAAUGGCAGAACCUCGAUUUAAUAAUCCAUACUUCUGGCCUCCUCCACCUUCUAUUCCUGGUCAGUUGGAUAACCUCAUGCUGAUCAACAAGAUCAAAGAACAGCUCAUGGCGGAGAAAAUCAGACCUCCACACCUGCCGCCCACUUCUGUCCCUUCCCAGCAGCCCUUACUGCUCGGACAGCCCAUGGUGACAGAAGGUGGGCAGCACAAUAUAUCGACGCCCAAGCUGCAGCAGAUGCCGGGACUCCACGCUCACAGCACCACCCAGGCCGACAUCGCCCUACACGCACGACCCGCCUCCAGCACCGUCGCAGGUCGUAUUCUGGGUGACGUAAACUUGAAUCUGGACGAUAAAACAGCUAUUAAAGCAAGAGGAUUGUGGGAAGACUGGCAUUUGCGGCAAAUCAUAGACCAGCCAUCCAGAGCGAAUCAUCUGUCAGGACUGUCACUGACGUCUUCUCGAAUUGCCAACCACAACACAUCAGAGAGCGUGACGCCGACCACCCUGACCACUCCAACCACCAGCAGUCAGACACGUCAGAGCGGCGCACCUUCCCCAAACCUCAUCUCGGGACUCUCCUGUGGGCUGGGGAUGGACAUAAUCAAAAAUAGCGGAGGACUGGCAGGACUGCUGGGUCCUCCUCCGAAGAGCAUAGGACGAGGUCGCAAAAAGAUCAAAGCUGAAAACCCAUCUGGGCCGCUCUUUGUCGUUCCCUACCCAAUCCUGGCCUCUGGAGCCGACCAAUCAACUGUCAGCAUCACUGCCAAAGAGGGCAAAACCUACAGAUGUAAAGUGUGUCCGCUGACGUUCUUCUCCAAGUCAGACAUGCAGAUACACUCCAAGUCCCACACGGAAGCAAAGCCUCACAAGUGCCCUCACUGCACCAAGUCCUUCGCCAACGCGUCCUACCUGUCCCAACACCUGCGCAUUCACCUGGGAGUGAAGCCGUAUCACUGCUCCUACUGCGAGAAGUCCUUCCGCCAGCUCUCACACUUACAGCAGCACACCAGAAUCCACACAGGUGAUCGGCCAUAUAAAUGUCUCCAACCAGGCUGUGAAAAGGCCUUCACACAGCUCUCCAAUCUGCAAUCUCACCAGAGAUCACAUAAUAAAGACAAGCCUUACAAGUGCUCCAACUGUUACCGCACUUACUCGGACUCCGCCUCCCUCCAAAUCCACUUGUCUGCUCACGCAAUCAAAAACGCCAAGGCAUUUUGCUGCAGCAUGUGUGGUCGAGCCUACACCUCAGAAACCUACCUUAUGAAACACAUGUCUAAGCACAUGGUGGUAGAACAUCUGGUGAGUCAACACUCGCCGCAAAGGACCGACUCGGCCAGCGUUCCCGUUCGCAUUUCCCUCAUCUGAGACCCUGGUCCUGGACCAGUCCGCGGUCGGUUGGUCAGUUCCCAAUCUUGGCAUAAGCAAGCCAAAUCACCCAUUCUCGGUGGUUUGACAUUUAUUUUUUUGUGUGUUUGUUAGUUUGUUUUAGUUUUUGAGAACAUUCCGACAUGUAUCAGUUUGUGUGGAUAGAGGCUCAAAACACAACAGCGGUUUGGGCAGUUUCUAUUACACACAUUCCUCUUCUCCAACUCGUCGUUGAGUUGAGAGGGAAUAAUCGGGAAAUCCAAAGAUGGUUUCACAGCACUUUCAGGCCACACAGUUUUGGCUUUAAAAGUUUCUGCUCUUGGCAGCUAAGCGUUUGGGACUGUAGGUAUUAUGCAUUAUAAAAUCACAGGACAUAUGUUGUAUGUUUUAAGCUUGGACCAAGUCCAGUACCUCCUCUCAUAUUUUUCUAUGCCGUCUGGGAAAAAUCCCUUUCUUUUGGGCAACUCAGAGUUGGUUUGGAGACCAGUGGUCUUGUGUUUUGAUAAUGUCAAUCAUAAAAUGUUUUCAUUUCAUUUAUUAAAACAUUUCCUUGCUUGUAGGGAAAUCGGACAUCGAAAUGAAAAUAGCUUUAGCAUUAAAGUUAACUCCUCAAGAGGACUGUUAUAAAUCUGACUUUAUAGACAAAUCAGCACAUUUGGAUGUUUUGCAAGAUUGAUCCCUUAGUGCUUCACAAAUUUUUGAGGUCUGGUGCCAAAAAUGGAAUAUGAAAAUGGCAAAAGAUUCUGAUGUUUCAGAAUAGACAUGUAUAACAUUUAAAAAUUACACUUAAACCUGCGACGAUUCAUGUUACAGAUGUCAGCAUGCAUUUGACAUUCUAGAUGAGUGAAAACUGUCAGGAAAUGUCCAGAUUACUAUAUUUUGCAUAAAAGAAAAUGAAGAUU
Sinocyclocheilus anshuiensis is the source of this 2599-nucleotide messenger RNA. Its product is annotated as zinc finger protein 362-like. Lineage: Eukaryota; Metazoa; Chordata; Actinopteri; Cypriniformes; Cyprinidae. Gene Ontology annotation, biological process: regulation of gene expression. The record is from RefSeq and is a predicted model, not a curated record. The coding region runs from base 258 to 1697 and encodes 479 amino acids. The transcript is spliced from 9 exons. Gene Ontology annotation, cellular component: nucleus.